Amoebophrya sp. A25 is the source of this 1019-nucleotide messenger RNA. The record is from the annotation of a GenBank genome assembly. NCBI's taxonomy places the organism in Eukaryota, Dinophyceae, Syndiniales, Amoebophryaceae.
CCAGCAUAAGUAGUAUCGUCCAAAAACUACAAGUAGAACACUCAAUCAAAAUGGGUAUCAAACAGUUGCACAAGCUAUUGCGUCCUAUGGCGCAGACGCGGUACCAAAUCGACCGUUCCUGGUCCGGUAAGCGAGUGGGAGUCGAUGCAAUGUGCUGGAUGCAUCGAGGGGCCGUCGCUUGUGCCUACGAACUACUACUUGGAAAGGAGACGGAUAAGUUCGUCCGCUUCUUCAUGGACAUGGUGUUCAUGCUGCUGUGGAAUGGGGUACUACCACGAUACUAUUAGUUGUUAGAUAGUAUCUCUAUGUUGACAUGGUCUGUGAGACGCGGUGGAAUAACGUACAAUUUUCUGGAAGUUUUUGCUUCUCGGUAAGCUUGCAUAGUUUUGUGUCGGGCAUUUUCUCGAGGAAUAGACGAGAUCUAUAGUUCCCUCUUAAGUACCUUCAUACUUUCCUCGAUUUGUCCGUUGGUCCGCCACUGUCCACCAAAUAGUGAGGCUCGCAGAUGAAAUUCUACCACACAGAUCAUCCCCAUCAUUAUCUUCGAUGGGCAAGAUCUUCCAGCAAAGCAAGAAGAGGCGUCAAAGCGUCGGCAAGAACGAGAGGAAGCUAGAGAUAAAGUACUAGACGCCUCAAGGAAACUAGGAGACGGCAGAGCAGCUCUCGACAUCAAUGUCCAAAAAAAUGCCACUAAAGCGAUCAAAAUUUCCGUGGAGAUGAUCGAGCGGAUUUUAGCGGCAUUGAGAUAUGAUUUAAAUCAUGCAAGUAGUUCUUGUGAGAUGAAAAAAGAGAUUUAAUGUUUGAUAUUUUGAAUAAUGAAGAUUAGCCCUACCUUUGCAAUACUGGGGGAACCAGUACUGACUGUUGUAAACCGAUGACCACAAGGUAAAAUCAGCCUUCUCUCCAUAGCAGUAUGAUCUUCAACAUCCCUCAGCAACCUCCCACUCAAGAAGUAGAUACAAAAACUUUUCACGACCCUUUUCAUCCUCCAGAGUUAAACAUCGAGUUUAUGGUUGCAC